This is a messenger RNA of Chelonia mydas (Green sea turtle), 4618 nucleotides long. It is a transcript of the gene GFI1, whose product is annotated as growth factor independent 1 transcriptional repressor. The transcript is spliced from 8 exons. The record is from RefSeq and is a predicted model, not a curated record. Gene Ontology annotation, biological process: regulation of transcription by RNA polymerase II. Gene Ontology annotation, molecular function: RNA polymerase II cis-regulatory region sequence-specific DNA binding; DNA-binding transcription factor activity. Lineage: Eukaryota; Metazoa; Chordata; Testudines; Cheloniidae. Bases 2187 to 3407 code for a protein of 406 amino acids.
GGGGGGGCAAACUCAAACACCAGCUCUCCUUAAGGGAGGCUAAAUUUAAAGUCACCUAAACUAGCAGCCGGUGCGGCACAAAGGUGUCUGCAGCCACGCUUCCAAAUGUUAACCGUGCCUCCUUGUCAAGGAUGAAUUAAGGAACAGGUGGAACAGAUGAGAAACUCUCCCACCAGUUUCUAGCAAACAGAACGAUCUGAAAAUACUGUAGCGAAGAGAACAACUGCUUUUCGGGCGAUCCUGUAAAGAGAACCUCUAUUUUAAUGUACAGGGGAUUAACAAUGAUCCCACCGAAUAACAUUUACGGUGUUUGUUUCCAUCUUUUCGAUGGCAAAAGAAUGAACGAGGCGGAAUAAAUAUUAAAACAGCGCGGUGAGCAAUGAAAAGCAAUCGAUUGAUUGCUGGUAUUGUAAAGUACAGAGCUGCCCGCUGAAAAAAUGUCUAUGCAGCAAUUGUUGGUUCCCCUCUGGGCCCGGCCCUACCAGGGUAAAUGAAAUCAGACGGGAUCUCUUUUAGCUGUUCAUAACAAACUGAAGCCAUUAGAGGAAAAACAAACCCAGCUAAAAUUCAAUGACAAGAUCCAGGAUCUUCCUUUCUUUCCUCAUAGAAAGCGCAGGCUGGCUCCUGACCCCACGGCUGGCGAGCCGGCGUUGGUGGAGAACAAACCCGCCUUAGAGCUCAGACAUGGGGUAUUUCUCUCUUGCAAAGUGCCGAGUAGGGGUGUUGUGGCAGCCCAGCUCAGAGGCUGUCUGUGACGGAGCUGAUCUGAAUAGCACACCCGUCUGUUCCUUAACCCCCGAUUACGGAGACCCCAAAGGAAACCUGUCAACAGAUUUUCUCCCCCGCUUCUCUUUUCGAUCCAAGUGUGUGGAGAGAUCUCGGGUUUUCAUGUUACCGUUAAAAUGUUUUUACAAUUUCGUAUUUUUUUAAGUUUAUUCAACAGCGAAUAUUUGACAUAGGACCGGACUAUACCCUGACGCUCCAAAAUGGAUAACUCUCAGAUUCUGGAUUUAGUUUGUUGAUUUAAUUAUACUCCCUCCCCCUCCUCCCCAAAGCAAAUUAAUCCCAUUUCCAUUGAUGUGGCCGAAAACCCUUUAGCGGACAGUCUCUGGGGCAGAAAUACAGCGUCCUUCAGACUUGUCCGGAGUACAUGCAAUGGUUACAUCGUUUUAGGAAGUGUGGUGUUGUUGUCCCCAAGGAGGCUAAGCUUCGCUCCUGGUUUUAAGCUCCUUGAUCUAAUGCAACUAUGAAGAGACUGUCCACACAGAAUCAAGUGUCUGGCAGGGAUUGUUAACCGAGGAGGGGGAGGGGUAAAUGAACACUGGUGAUCUCACUAAAUUACCCAGAGAUCAGACGGCAGGUUGAAGGCUGCUGCUCCCCUUACUUUCCAGCAGCAGCAGACAGCAGGCGCGUAGCUGGCAUUUCUUUCCUGAUGUGCUUGAAUAAACUUUCCAGGACUCCCCUUGUACUGAAGCUCAGCAGAACAGAGCAAGACACGGGAGUUUGAUUAGAAAUCAGUUUCUCCAGCUAUUUGUUAUUAGCAGUUUCAGGGGGGGAAUGAGAGCACGUGGCCUCUCGGUCUCUUGGUGGGAUUGUGUGAGUGACGAAUUUGCUCAAUUCAAGCUCGGUAAAUUGGCACACGGCAUGACCCGCCUCGUUUGCACUGCCUGGGUAGACGGCUCCUGUGUGAGCUCUCCAAGGUGAGGACGGUGGAAAAGGCGACUCGCGUGUUAUUUCUCCCCGUCUGCUGGAUGCCUGUUGCUCAACAAGCUGCAAGCAGCACCUCUCGCACCAGCUCACCCUCCUGAUGAAAGAUAGGAGGGGGGACUGCGUAACGCCCGCGUUUGAGUAACUACAGGGUGAACGAGCAGUGUCCCUCCUUCGCAGCGCUGCGGGCCUGAUUGCCCAGCUGGCUGGGACACCUAAGAAACGGACCCCGCCCCCCCCGCGUUCCUCCCCCAGCCGAUAGCCCCGUUUGUGGCUGAUGCGCCUGGAGAUGCUGCGUCGUUUUGAAGCCACCUGUCUGAAUGCCACCUGGUGAACGGAGCCCGGCCGUCCUAGCACAUCCAAGGCUGGGGAUUUAAGGCGAUUCACGGGUGGCAGCUGCUAGUGAUUUGGGGUGUCCGGGGCGCGGACACAGUGGCGGAGAGUGACAGGCGCCUCGCAGGAGCAGGAGCAGCCUCACCAUGCCGAGGUCUUUCCUGGUGAAGAGCAAGAAGGCGCACAGCUACCACCAGCCCCGCUCUCCGGGCGAGGACUGCAGCCUGCGCCUGGAGAACGUGCUGGCUCAGAUCUGUGCAGACAAUAAGAUCCCGGGAGAGACGGGUCUGCGCAGCUCCGGCCUCCUGGACCCGGAGCCCCCCCGGGGCCGCUCCUCCCCGGAAUCCCACCUGAGCGAGGCCAUCGACGGCGCUUCCGACUCGGCUCCCAGCUGCGAGGGCAGCGUCUGCGACAGAGCCUCGGAGUUCGAGGACUUCUGGAGACCCCCGUCCCCGUCCGUCUCGCCAGCGUCUGAGCGUUCUGUCUGCCCCUCCCUGGAUGAGGCGCCCCCAUUCUCAGUGCCCUUCAAGCCAUACGCAUGGAGCACCCUGGGCAGCUCUGAGCUGAGGCAUCUGGUGCAGAACUACAGGCCCUGCCCAACCCUGGAGCGUAGUUCAGCCCUGGGACUCUUCUGUGAGCAGGGCUCGGAGUCUGCUCUCUUCGGUGCAGACUGUGGCUCAGCCCUGAGACUUUAUGGUGACUUCAGCUCCCCUAGGCCGGGACUCUUCGAGCGGCCAUCAGCAGCAACACCAGGCCUCUAUGCAGAGGCCCAGCCUGGGCUGCAGCAGGAGAAAGGCCCAGGUGGGAUCAAGGUGGAGUCAGAGCUUCUGUGCCGCCCACUGCUGAUCAGCACUGGCUCUUACAAGUGCAUCAAGUGCAGCAAGGUCUUCUCCACCCCACAUGGCCUGGAGGUGCACGUACGCCGCUCGCACAGCGGCACCAGACCCUUCGCCUGUGACAUGUGUGGCAAGACCUUCGGCCAUGCGGUCAGCCUGGAGCAGCACAAGACUGUUCACUCCCAAGAACGCAGCUUUGAUUGUAAGAUCUGUGGCAAGAGCUUUAAGAGAUCUUCCACUCUGUCCACCCACCUGCUCAUCCACUCGGACACCCGGCCCUACCCCUGUCAGUACUGUGGGAAACGGUUCCACCAGAAAUCUGACAUGAAGAAACACACUUUCAUUCACACAGGUGAGAAGCCCCACAAGUGUCAGGUGUGUGGGAAAGCCUUCAGCCAGAGCUCCAACCUCAUCACCCAUAGUCGCAAGCACACCGGCUUCAAGCCCUUUGGCUGUGAUCUGUGUGGCAAAGGCUUCCAGAGGAAGGUGGAUUUAAGGAGACAUCGGGAGACACAACAUGGUCUGAAAUGAGACCCGGCUGCGAUACAGAAAGCACCUACAACACUAUGUGAAGAGACUCCCUUGCUUCCCUGAUGGCCCUGAAUCAUGCCAUUUAGCACAGACCCUGGCAUUACUUUUUGGGGAAGGAUCACAGGGAGGAUAGGACAGGACACAGCUUUGAAAGUUCAGCCAGAAGGACUCUGAAAGUGGAUCUGAAAGGCUGGCUUUCUCUCUCUCAACACUGGAAAAUAAGUGUUUCCAUCUGAAACCUGAAGCUCCAAGUGUGGAUAAGCUAGAAAAUAUCGGUGAGCUGGAAAGUCCUUCACCCAUGGCAAAGAUGAAUUCCUUCAUCUUUUUAUUUUUGAAAUUAACUUGCAGGGAAACAGAGUUUACAUGAUAAACACACUGAGCUGUUAGGUAAUGUUAUGAAAAGUGCUUGCUUUUGUUGAGUUUAACUGUUAACUAGCUUUAUUGAUCAUUCCCUGUCAGGAGGGCUUGUAGUGGAGGAGCUGGACUGGAUAUCUUGCUGCUUUUAGCACCAAGGAAUCAGCUUGGGCUUGGUUCUGAUCUCACUUACACUGGUGUAAAUGGGGACUUACACUGCUGUAAAACUAGCAUGAGAAGAGGGUCAGGCCCUUGUCUCCUGUCCUUCCAUCCCUCUCUGUUUGUCUGUAUAGACAAGGCCUGUGUGUGUGUGUGUGUGUGUGUGUUAGGAGUGUGUGUGUUAGGGGUUGCUUGUCUGAAAAGGUUGGUAUUUUGCUCUACAUCAGUUGGGGAAGGAGAAGCCUAUGAAGGACUCAACAGGAAAAGCCAAAGCACAGAGUAAUGCCUUAUAACUAGGAACUCGUGAGAAUAACAUUGCCCCUGACUGAAAAGGACCAAAUAGCAGACACAGGCUUUCUGCCCAGAAUGACCAUCGGCACCAGCACUCUGGGUUUGAUUAUAAAUAACUGGGAAGUAGCUAACAAGUUAUUGAUAGACUUGUUUGUGUAUUAGGAUUUUUUAUUUUUAUUUUUACAUGCUACCAUGCCGGGGGUGGGCAGGAAUAAUUAUGAACGUGUAAUUGAUUGAAUUUGCCUUAAAUGACCCUGUGUGUACCUCAGUGGAAAAAUAUGCUGUUUUUACUUUGUUGGCAGGAUUGUAAAUGUCUUUAUUUAGAUUUUAUGGAGUGUCUUAUGUUUAUUGGUACAUAUUUAUUGGAAUAAUGUUUUAAAUUAAUAAAGCAUUGAGGAGCCUCUGAA